AUGCCCCGUCGCUCUACCAUCGCCGACAAGCCUGAGCUUGACGAUCUUCUUCUCUCCACCAUGGUCGAACACAAUGGCCACAAGUAUCUCCCUCUUUCCGCGCCCACCAUUCAUAAACUCUCACCCUACUGGAAGGGAGCCAAGCCCAUCGCGGACAUGAAGCUCUUCGAGUGCAUCAUGAUCACGAAAGAAGUCAACGCUGUUCACGCCGAUCACGUCGUCGCUGCCCUAAAGCGCAUCGGUCAGCACUGUCACCACCUCCUUGUCGUGGCACCCAUUCAGACCACGGAGCUUGGCAACGUCUUCAACCGCGAGGCUGACAACGUGAGCCCGGGUAACGACUGGUGCCGUAUCCUCGAGUGCUUCCCCAACCUGAAGCAGCUGAUGUUCAUUCAUCCCAUCGACGUGCCCACUGAGCUCUCUCGCUACACCUACUUCGCCCUCCAUGCCGCCGUCGCCAACCGCCAAUAUGCUCAGGGCCUCGAGAGCUUCGGCUACAAUGGACCGCCCGGUGUGCUGAUGAACUUCGCGCACAAUACCACGAACACAACCACCACGGUGGCUUCUUCCAACACCAUGACUUGA
This is a messenger RNA of Cucurbitaria berberidis CBS 394.84, 585 nucleotides long. RefSeq lists its product as uncharacterized. The transcript has a single exon. The record is from RefSeq and is a predicted model, not a curated record. Lineage: Eukaryota; Fungi; Ascomycota; Dothideomycetes; Pleosporales; Cucurbitariaceae. Bases 1 to 585 code for a protein of 194 amino acids.